Lichtheimia ornata is the source of this 1161-nucleotide messenger RNA. RefSeq lists its product as uncharacterized. The record is from RefSeq and is a predicted model, not a curated record. The transcript is spliced from 3 exons. Gene Ontology annotation, biological process: response to oxidative stress. The coding region runs from base 1 to 1161 and encodes 386 amino acids. Lineage: Eukaryota; Fungi; Mucoromycota; Mucoromycetes; Mucorales; Lichtheimiaceae. Gene Ontology annotation, cellular component: cytoplasm.
AUGGCAUCUUGGUUUUCUCAGUUAUCUAGCACCGUUUCCAAUGUCACAGGCUUGGGCACCACCGUCGAGUCUGUUCGCACUGUCGCUGACACGGUCAAGGACGGCCAAUACUAUACCAAGUUAGAUGAGCACGAUCUCGAGUGGACAUGUGCUUCAGGAUCUUCCACAGAGAACCAAGUCUUUUACGUUACCACGAAGACGGGAGGAUUUGCUUUUGUGCAGCUUAUUUAUUCGAGCAUUGGUAUCUGGAACCCCACAAUCUCGUUUACGUGUCGCUUCUAUGAUCCUGGCAAUGGUGUCAACACCUUCAAGAACAUCAACCAAGCAUACCAAUUUGAGUUGUCCGAAGAUCGUCAAAGCGUCAAGACCGAAUUCUUCAACAUCACUUUGGAUCCUACUCGAACGACCUACAAGGUGCAAAUCACUCAUCCUGAACUUGUUGUGUCGCUGGAUUUCAAGCGUGUGGGUGAUGGAUUCAAGGUGGGCGAGGGUAAAACGUAUCUUGGAGGUGGCGACCAAAGCACGGCUGCUGGCUAUGUGUCACACAAGUUCUGGCCUCGUGCAGAAGCCAAAGGCACAUUCAUCAUUGACAAGACGUUACACGAAGUGGAUGGUGAUGGCAUGUUUAUCCAUGCAAUUCAAGGCAUGCAACCACAACUGAUCGCAUCAAAUUGGAACUUUUGCAACUUUCAAUCACCCGAUGGCACCUCUUUGUCGAUGAUGCAAUUCCAAACCACGAAGCAAUAUGGCGCUGUCAACAUCAACCAAGGAUCAGUUGUCCUCAAUGGCAAGCUUAUCACCGUCUCAGUUGACAACCACGUCGAGCUUCUUGAUCUUCAACAUGAUGCAGACACCGAUUAUCAAAUCCCACAAAAGAUCAAGCUCUCAUGGAAAGGAAAGACGAUCAAGGAAGAGGGCAAAGAGGAUGAAGUCAAGGAUGUUUCGGUUGUCAUGGUCGUCAGCGUCAAGAACCUCAUUGACAAGAUCGACAUUCUCAACGAGAUCCCAUGGUUCCUUAAGAAACUUGUCCAGCGAUUCGUUGUCAAGCCAUACAUUUACCAGUGGCUCGAUAAGGCUACUGCUGAGAUCACUGUCGGUGACGAAAAGGUCGAGGUCGAGGGCCAAUGCUUCCAAGAACUUGUCUUUGUUUCCGGUUUCUAG